AACUUUUUGUUGUGGUCGAGUCAAACCCAGAGGACGAGGGGAACGACACGGCGCCCGCGCCCGCGCCUCCGUCUCCUCCGCUCGUCGUCGCCGUCCGGUCUAGCUGCGAGAUGGCGGCGGCGGUGGACCUGGAGGACGCGUUCGGCGCGGUCUUCGGCGAAGCCAAGCCGGAGGGCCACCCCACCGCGCGCCCCAUCCUCUUCCGCGCCCACGCCCGCUCCGCCGCCACCCUCCGCGUCGUCGCCACCGACUGCCACUCCCUCGCCUGGGGCUGCUCCCUCUCGGUCUCCGACCUCGACGACCUCAGAGACGAUGUUGGAAUCGGGGGCUCCUGGGUCGACUUCCUGGAUUACCUCAAGUCCUCCUUGUCCUCCGGCGAGGUGAAGCUGCUCUUCGCCGGCGACCAACUCCGCAAGUCAACCGGUUCUGAUGGUGCAAAGCUUGUGGCUACCAAGGCAAAGGGCCUGCCUCUCAUCACCAUUUCUCUCCAUAGUGUUACUGGCGCUGUGACGAGUGAUGUCAUAGCCGAGUUCUCGCUAGGGCUCUAUGGAGCUUAUAGGACUGCACGGGAGCUUGUAUCCAAAGAACAAGAACAAAUGUCACAGCUGAUGGGGAGUCUGUCAACUGAAAGAGAAAAGAACGAAAUCAUGCAAAAACAACUCGAAUCUCUUUCUUUCCUAGACAAAAGAAAGGCAACAAAGCCAAAGCUGUUGGCUGAUCAGGUUCCAAGUGUGUCUGCUGUGACUCUGGGCUCUGAUCAAGUUACAGCUCCUGUGCAGCAGCAAAUAUCAGUACCUUCACCUAGUAAAGCCCCUCCAGCUAAAGUCACGAAGAGGGUAGCCCCCACGUCUCGGAGGGCAAGGGUGCGAGGAGCUGUGCUGCAAGAUAAUGAGGAUGAGGAUGACAACUGACAAAGAGUUAGAGAUGCUGAUAUCUUGGUUUAAGUUUGCUAUAUGUGAACUUACAAAGAGUGACUUGUGGUUAGUCAGUUUUCUGGCUGUUUUGACUCGUCUCAAACUUGUGGAAAUGAAAUUAAUUGCAGUUCAUGGCAUGAAA
This is a messenger RNA of Aegilops tauschii subsp. strangulata, 1056 nucleotides long. RefSeq lists its product as uncharacterized. The record is from RefSeq and is a predicted model, not a curated record. Lineage: Eukaryota; Viridiplantae; Streptophyta; Magnoliopsida; Poales; Poaceae.